This is a messenger RNA of Astyanax mexicanus (Mexican tetra), 1463 nucleotides long. Its product is annotated as thiosulfate:glutathione sulfurtransferase. The record is from RefSeq and is a predicted model, not a curated record. Lineage: Eukaryota; Metazoa; Chordata; Actinopteri; Characiformes; Acestrorhamphidae. Gene Ontology annotation, molecular function: thiosulfate-cyanide sulfurtransferase activity. Bases 151 to 615 code for a protein of 154 amino acids. The transcript has 4 exons. Gene Ontology annotation, cellular component: mitochondrion.
GCCCCGCCCACUCGUGUUUGGUAAUAACAGAGAGUGAGUAACUGUGAGUGUGAUAUCAGAGGGUAUUUAAGAGGUUUUAGCAGUAAAAAGUGAGUUAGAAUAGGGAAUAAAGUAUCAGUUUUAAGGUAGAGAUCUUUAUUCAGGGGGAAGAUGCUGUUGGUUCUGCUGCUGGUUGUGGGUUUGUCUGGUUCUGGUUCUGGUUCGGAUCUGUGUUCGGGUAAAGUGGACGGAUCGUGUGAAGAAGGGAACUUCUAUAAAGAACCCAUCAGUUCAGGUGCAGUAGUGAGUUAUGAUGAGCUGAAGCAGAUGUUGGGAUCUGGAGAUGUUCAGCUGUUUGAUGUUCGUGAGCCGGACGAGUUUGAAGACGGAUCGAUUUCAUCAGCCACUAAUAUACCCUUGGGGGAGGUGGAGCGGGCGUUCACACUGACUCCGGAUCAAUUCAGAGAGCUGUAUAGAGUCUCCAUGCCGACAAAAUCUCACCUGAACUUUAUCCUGUACUGCCAGAGGGGGCGCCGCAGCCUCAGCGCACUGCAGAAAAUACACAGACUGGGAUACAGCAGAGCUCGUCACUAUGCUGGUGGUUAUGGUGAAUGGGUGGAGAUGGAGUCUCAGUGAGAAACACACUGUAACAUCAGCUGAUCUCAGCAGUAUAUCCUCACUUUCAGUCCAAAACCUCGUAUCUCCAUUUAUUUUCCUUGUUUUUACACUUUUCUCCAGAAUGUGAAUCUGUCAGGAUGUUUCGGGAUGAAUGCUCCAAUAGAAAUACUUUAAAAUUGACCUGGAUUAAAAGGUUUUUACAUCGACUUAGAUUGAAAUAUUAAACAUCACUUUGUGCUAAAUAACAGCAAACACUGAAGAGAAACACACACGGGUUGCCAGGUUGGAGACACUGAACCUACUCAAACAAGUGCAAGAAGGGUUCAAAAACGUUUGCAAUGGCAGUUGCCAGUUUCUGAAUCAGUUUCUCUGAUUUUGCUAUUUAUAGGUUUAUGUUUGAGUAAAAUGAACAUUGUUGUUUUAUUCUAUAAACUACAGACAACAUUUCUCCCAAAUUCCAAAUAAAAAUAUUCUCAUUUAGAGCAUUUAUUUACAGAAAAUGAGAAAUGACUGAAAUAACAAAAGAGAUGCAGAGCUUUCAGACCUCAAAUAAUGCAAAGAAAACAAGUUCAUAUUCAUAAAGUUUUAAGAGUUCAGAAAUAAUCAAUAUUUGGUGGAAUAACCCUGGUUGGUUUUUAAUCACAGUUUUUUUUUCAUGCAUCUUGGCAUCAUGUUCUCCUCCACCAGUCUUACACACUGCUUUUGGAUAACUUUAUGCUGCUUUACUCCUGGUGUAAAAAAAAAGGUUUUCAAUUUGGUAAAAUCUAAGAAACUCAUAAUUUUUAAGUGCUCUCUUAUUUUUUCCAGAGCUGUAUAUAUAUAUAUAUAUAUAUAUGUAUAAUUUAGACUUUUUAUUGGAAGAUAAC